This is a messenger RNA of Anopheles marshallii, 423 nucleotides long. Its product is annotated as sperm flagellar protein 1-like. Gene Ontology annotation, cellular component: axoneme. The record is from RefSeq and is a predicted model, not a curated record. Bases 1 to 423 code for a protein of 140 amino acids. The transcript has 2 exons. Gene Ontology annotation, biological process: regulation of cytoskeleton organization. NCBI's taxonomy places the organism in Eukaryota, Metazoa, Arthropoda, Insecta, Diptera, Culicidae. Gene Ontology annotation, molecular function: microtubule binding.
AUGGCAACCAAAAAGAAACCAAUUCAGCUAUCGGUGCAAGAAAUUACGGAAGUGUAUCGCUGGGUAAAACAAUUCAACCUGUCCAAGGAAAUUAAAAAUAUCAACCGAGAUUUUACGGAUGGAGUGCUGGUAGCAGAAAUCUUAAAGCAUCUUUAUCCGAAGCUGGUCGACCUACACAACUACACCAGGUGUAAUGCUACCCGAAACAAGCUGGACAAUUGGCAGACUCUUAGCCGGAAGGUUUUCCACCGAAUGAACAUCUAUCUGGACGACGAAAUGAUGGCCGACUUGGCCAGCGGAACCAAUGGCAUGUUGGAGGUGCUGCUGUAUGAAGUGAUGGCCAAGUAUAGCUUAGAACACAACCCACGCCCCGAACCGGAAGAUCCUGAGGAACACAAUCAUUGUGAAGCACGAUUUGAGUAG